AUCAUGUAUGUGGGAUACCUACUGGAUAAAGAAAGUAGCAUGUAUCACCAAGGGCCAGUAAGAAGAUCAAGCAUCAAUCUGCCUCCACAGAACUUUGUUUCUCCACCGCAGUACCCCGACUUUACCGGAUAUCAUCAUGUGCCAAACAUGGAUACACACCCACAGUCUGCAGGGAGUUGGGGACCUUCAUAUGGCACCCCACGGGAGGACUGGGGUGCAUACAGUCUGGGACCCCCUAAUGCUAUUCCUGCGCCCAUGAGUAAUUCCCCGCCCGGACCGGUUCCCUACUGUUCAUCUGAGUACAGUCAUAUGCAUCCUCCAGGGUCUGCAGUCUUACAGCCGCCGCCGGAUAAUGUUAAUGUUGCACAGCUUUCUUCGGAGAGAGAAAGGCGCAAUUCAUACCAGUGGAUGAGUAAAACUGCUCAGUCAUCUUCUACAGGUAAAACAAGAACGAAGGAGAAAUACAGGGUAGUCUACACAGACCAUCAGAGGCUGGAGCUGGAGAAGGAGUUUCAUUUCAACAGAUACAUCACCAUCAGGAGGAAGUCCGAGCUGGCUGUCAACCUCGGAUUGUCGGAAAGACAGGUGAAAAUCUGGUUUCAGAACCGCAGGGCGAAGGAGAGGAAGCUGAUCAAGAAGAAGCUGGGUCAGUCGGACGGCAGCAGCGGCUCCGUGCACAGUGACCCGGGUUCAGUGAGUCCCCUGCCGGUGCCGACGGGCUCCCUCAGCCCCACAGACAUCCACGGCUCUAUGUAUCCUCCACAGGGAAUGAGCACCUUGCCAUCAAUCGGGAAUAUACAGCAAGUGACAGUGACUCAGUGAAACAGU
Messenger RNA from Salarias fasciatus (jewelled blenny), 828 nucleotides. It is a transcript of the gene cdx4, whose product is annotated as caudal type homeobox 4. Gene Ontology annotation, biological process: cell differentiation; anterior/posterior axis specification; regulation of transcription by RNA polymerase II. NCBI's taxonomy places the organism in Eukaryota, Metazoa, Chordata, Actinopteri, Blenniiformes, Blenniidae. The transcript has 3 exons. Gene Ontology annotation, cellular component: nucleus. Gene Ontology annotation, molecular function: DNA-binding transcription factor activity, RNA polymerase II-specific; RNA polymerase II transcription regulatory region sequence-specific DNA binding. The record is from RefSeq and is a predicted model, not a curated record. Bases 4 to 822 code for a protein of 272 amino acids.